Molecule: messenger RNA, 3631 nt
Organism: Coffea eugenioides
Lineage: Eukaryota; Viridiplantae; Streptophyta; Magnoliopsida; Gentianales; Rubiaceae
Exons: 8
Coding region: 116-3631 (1171 amino acids)
Molecular function (GO): zinc ion binding; nucleic acid binding
Source: RefSeq, a predicted model, not a curated record
UUUCAUAUACAUGCAAAUUUGCACGACACAAAAAAUAUCUCUCUCUUCUUAAGCUUCCUUUUCCCUCUAAAAAUACUGACUUGAACACGUGUCAACGGGUGGACAACGGCGGAGAAUGGCGGACUCGCCCUCGGAAGAAGAGGCCGCCGAUUUUAGGGAGGCGCCGGAUGAGCUGCGCUGUAGAAGGUCUGACGGUAAGACGUGGCGGUGCCAUAGCUGGAGGAUCCAUGGAAAACCCUACUGCGAAAAGCAUUACCUCCAAAUCGUCGGAAAAAAUUUGAAAAGGAAAUCUUCUGCUCCGUCGAGAAAUUCUAGGUCUGAGAAAAGGCGUUCGGAGAAAUCUAAGGCUAGUGGUAGUGGUAAGGCUGGUGGUUUUGUUGCAAAUAAGUCGAAGAAGUUAGGGCUUUCUAGCGGUGGUAGCAAAGAUAAGAGGAGCAAAGGUGGGGGCGGCGAGUCUAAUUCGACAGAAGAGGUGUUGCCAAAGAAAAAGCCGAGGAGUAAGAGGAUGAGAGUGGAGGCGGAGGAGGAGGAAGAUAGCGAAGAGACAGAGGAGGAUGAGAGGAUGAAUGUUGUGAAAAUUACUGGUAGAAGGAGUGAUGAGAAGGGGGGAAAAUGCGAGAGCCACAGGGGAAAUGCUGUUAAGAGAUCUAAGGUGGGUGAUAAAAUUGAUUCUCUGAUUAAAAAGAAGCAAGUUGGUUGGUUGGAGGAGAGUGAUGAGGAAAGAGGUGAUGUUGCAAAAGGUGCUAAAGGGAGUGCUAGGGAUAAUGUGGUUCAAAGUUCUAAAAGGGGUGGUAAAAGUGAGUUAAGGAGGAAGCAUGCCAAGGAGAUUGAAAGAAAUGAAGAGAGUAGCGAUGAUGAAGAGUACUGGUUCAAAGAAAUAAGUAGUGCUACAGAAAGUGGUGGAGUUAAGUUGGAAAAUGAGAAGAAAGCUGUGAGAAGUUAUCGGAGUGAUGAUGAAGAGGUAGGAAGGCGUAAUGUGAUUAAAAUUGGUAGAAGGAGUGGAGAAUUUCAGGAUGGUGUAAAGGACAGUGAUUCGAGUGAUAUGAGUGAUGAGGAGGAGGGGCAGAAAUAUAAGGUGGAAAAAAUUGAUAAGGGGCAUAGGGAGCUCGAGUUGGGUAAGAAGAAGGAAGUUCAGAGCAGCGAAGAAGAUACUGAGGAGGAAGAGGAGGAGAGGAGUAGAGAGCUAAUUACUGCUGAAAGUAGUGGCGGGGAUAAAUGGGGGAAAAAAAAGAGGAAAGUAGAGAGGAAUGACCAGAUUGUUGAUGAAGAAGGGAAGGGUAGCAGGCGUAAAGGUGGUCAAAGGUGUGGUCAACUUGAGCUGCGAACAAAGAUGAAAAAUGAUCGGAGGGCAAUGAGUCAUGAGGACAAGGAGGAAGAUGGUGAGAAUUCGAAGAAGAAAAAUGGAGAUAGUGUGGUGAAAAUGUUGAAAAAGGGUUCCAGGACCAAGACACUGAAAGUGGCGAUGAAAGAUAUGAAAUCUGAAGAGGAUAAUUUUGAUGAUGGUGGUUUUGAAGAUAUCAUGAAAGAUGGUAAGGAUGAACGUGGUAAGAAGAAAUCUCAGCUGCGGGUGAACGCUAAGGAGGUUGGGAGAGUAAAAGCAGAGGGAGAUGGUGAUGAUGGUAUUGAUGUUGAUGGCUCUAAGGAGAAUUGGUUACAGGGUAAGAGUAACAAGGUUGAGAAAGGGGAAGUAGCUGGAUGUGACAAUGAAGGUGAUAAUGUUGAUGGUUCUGAGGAGAUGGAUGAUGCUUGUUUAAUAAAAUUUGCAAAAAAGGAUUUCAUGCCUGCAACUUUAUUGAAGAGAGGACAGAAGAAGUCACGGGAGAAGAAAGGGGGGUUGAGUAACAUGUUUAAAGAUGAGAAAGAGGAAAGAUCCAGCGAUAAGGAUAAAAUUGGCGAUGAAAAUGUUAAAUCUGAAAAUGAACUUACCAUUGCUCAGUUAUCACGAAAAAUGGAUGAUAUGUGGAAGGAAAUGCAGAGGAGAUUUGACCAAAGACUGGAAACAAUCCAUGAGCAGAUUGAUCAACUAAGUUCAUCUAGGGUUUCUUCUAGGAAAUCUAUGGGAAAAUCCACCCUGGAGGAAUCUAGUGAUUCCAAUGCCGAUUCGGAACAUGAGGCAUUCGAGCAAAGAAGACCGAGGAGAAACACAAGAGCCAUUGGUGAUGCGAUCAAAGGGAUUAAGAUGAAGAUUCCUCCAUUCCAAGGCAAAUCUGAUCCGGAUACGUACCUUGAAUGGGAGAGUCGAGUAGAGCUGGUAUUUGAUUGCAAUGACUACACCGAUGCACAAAAAUUGAGACUUGCCGUAGUAGAAUUCACCGACUAUGCCAUAGUUUGGUGGGAACAAGUGGCUACAAGCAGGAGAAGGAUGGACGGACGGGGUGAGCCUAGUGAUAGCCUUCCGGGCGUGCGACCUCGUGGAGCGCUCCCAGUGAUUCCAUACCAGAUCCGGCCCAGAGGGGCCAUUGUGCAUUGGAGCCCGGCUAACCGCCUCCGACGUUGCGAGUGUCGACACACGUACGCCUACCCUAAUGCCUUAGUGUUGGCCGUGGCUGAGAAGUGUAAGGAGUUGGCCGCAGAUAAGUCUAGGCUUGAGUCUGAGGUGAAGCAGUUAAGGGCGGAUAAUGAGAAACAAGUCAAGCGAAUCAAGGAUUUAGAGUACGAUGUGCUUGAGAGGAUGGCGGGUAAAGAUGAUUCUGGGGGUGCCGGGCCAUCUCAGCCCGUACCUGCUGACGAGAUCUAUCUCGAGGGACCCUACUUGCCACGGAUGAUGAGCGGAGGCGAUUGGGUAGCGCCAAUCGUAGGUGCCAGACGGAGAUUGAGCGUCUCCAGACAGCCCUCCGAGUACACAGUGCCAGGAUUUGAGAGCUGGAGGCUCCGGCUUUGGAGGAGCAGCAGCGGACUGAUGCCUUUAGAGAGCAGGCUAAGGGCUCUGGUAGAGGACGUGGUUCAAAACUUGGCCGAGGAAGGUCAAGGUCAGGCAGCUCCUGGUGCUCCAGAGGAGGAUCCCGAGGAGGACCCAGAGGAGGAGACUGCCGCACCUACGGAGUCGGAGGCCUUGGCGGUAGCUCAGAUCAAUACCUUUACUGAGGUUUUGGAGAAGGCCCAAAAAAUUGAGAUUGCCAGAGCACAAGUGAGGAACUUUCACGCCAAACUAAAGGGGGCGUCCGGUGGAAGUCAAAAGCCGGCACAGAGUGAUCAAAAUGUACCACCCCCUAAAGCCGAUCGUGGAGCUGGGGGUGGAAGGUUUACGGGUACUUCGAGGGUAGGCCAAGGCGGAAGAGGACAGGGGAGAAGUGGUCCACAGGGGGGCCAGACCUCCACUCCCCGAGUGACGUGUGGAUAUUGUGGAAAAUCAAACCACACCGAGGAUAAUUGCUGGAGAAAGGCCCGGAAGUGCCUAACGUGCGGAAGCAUGGAGCACCAGAUCGCUAACUGCCCGCUAAUCAGCGAUGCUCAGUCGGCGAGUAAAUCGAACCCGAAACCGACCACCGUAGAAGGGACCAGGUCAAGGGUACCGGCCAGGGUGUAUUCGUUGGACCAGCAAUCGGUGCCUGAGCCAACAGAGGUCGUGGAACUGGCUUUGGAGCCACUCGUAUCCUACCAUUGUGAUAUUACCUUUCUGUCAUUGAUGUGA